AUUCCUCACUUUUGGCACGUAGCUAGCGACAGCUUCGGCCGUGGCCAGUAGUUUCAGGAGCCAUUAGUGGCAGCCAGUGGGAGAUCGAGGAAGCCGAGAGAAAAAGAGUCAUAGAGAGAUUAGAGAAGAGGGAGGAGAAGACUGUAGGUGUCCCCAUGGUGCUGCUAAAGAUAGCUGCACACUGGGAGUUCGCCUGCUGCAAGGUCGCUAAGAAGCUCAGGAGCCAUGGCUUUCUCCUUAGGAACUCAGCCAGAUUGCACCAGGUCCAUUCCUUGCACUCUAGUGUGACCAAGUGCUCCUUAGAGGGAAGAGAGGGCCAAACCCUGGUGUGUGACUUCCAUGGCACCCUCCUUGGGACACCAUAUUUGUUUCCAUACUUCAUGCUGGUGGCCUUUGAAGGUGGCAGCCUCUUGAGAGCUUUCCUUUUGCUUCUCCUCUCGCCCUUGCUCUGGGUUCUGGGUUACCAUAGGGAGAUCACCAUGAGGAUUCUAGUCUUCGUCACCUUCUGUGGGCUCAGGACCAAACAAUUGGAGCUUGUGAGUAGGGCAGUGCUCCCAAAGUUCUAUCUGGAGAACCUUCAUCUCCAAGCCUGUGAGCUGCUGGCCGCCACCGGGAUGAGGGUGGUCCUCACCAGCAUGCCAAGGGUGAUGGUAGAAGGCUUCCUGAAGGAGUACCUCGGUGUGAGUGAGGUGGUGGGAGCUGAGUUGCAGGUGGUCAGAGGCUGCUACUUCACUGGGCUCAUCUCUGGAUCAACCCUGGCCGCAAAGCAGAAAGCUCUCAAAGACAUCUUUGGGGAGGCCAAGGCUGAUGUAGCCCUCGUGAGCUCCUCCAACCUGCAUGAUCAUCUGUUCAUCACCUACUGCAAGGAAACGUUUGUUGUGAACAAGGAAGAGGAUACCAGCGGCAUCAGCACAGAGAUGCCGAGAACCAAGUACCCAAAGCCUCUCGUCUUCCACGAUGGAAGGCUAGCUUUGCUUCCCACCCCCUCGGCCACCCUUGCUGUUUUCAUGUGGCUACCGAUUGCCAUACCUCUGGCCAUCUUCAGAAUCGCCAUGGGGAUCAUCUUCCCCUACAGGGUUACCGUCUUCAUCGGAGCACUCAUCGGCAUACGGUUCGCCGUUGGGAGACCGCACACGUCCACUUCCGACGCCAGCACAGGCUCUUGCAGGAAGGGAGAGUUGUACGUGUGCACGCACAGGACGCUGUUGGACCCCGUCAUUCUUUGCAUAGCGCUGCAGCGGCCGGUGCCGGCGGUGACGUACAGCCUAAGCCGGAUGUCCGAGAUGCUGGCGCCCAUGAAGACGGUACGUUUGACGAGGGAUCGCAAGCGUGACGCGGCCACCAUCCGGCGCCUUCUGUGCGACGGCGACCUCGCGGUGUGCCCCGAGGGGACGACGUGCCGGGAGCCGUACCUGCUGCGGUUCAGCUCGCUGUUCGCGGAGCUGGCGGAGAACAUCGUCCCGGUGGCGAUGGACGCCCGGGUGGGGAUGUUCUACGGCACGACAGCGAGCGGGCGGAAGUGGCUCGACCCGGUCGUGUUCAUGCUAAACCCGCUGCCGGUGUACACGGUGGACAUCCUGGAGCGAGUGCCGCCAGAGAUGACCUGCGCCGGCGGGUUGACGCCUACGGAGGUGGCCAACAGGAUCCAGAAGCAGCUGGCCGACGCGCUCGGCUUCGAGUGCACUGCCUUCACCCGGCGAGACAAGUACAUGAUUUUGGCCGGCAACGAAGGUGUGGUGAGCAAACAGUGCGAAGGGCGUGUGGUGAGUAAUCAAUGCGAAGGGCAAGAGAAGAAGAAGCCGCCCAAGUAAAGUUGGUUGCUGACCGUGACCGGUAGUGGUGUAGUACUGCGACUACUUUCUACAUGGCAUAAAUUUCACCAUGUCUACAGGAUCAUGUGACUCAUAUCACAUAAGUCUCUUUCGUAUAGAACUGUUCUGCUGAGAAGUCUACUGUCAUAUACUUUCUCUCCUUGUCCUGCAGCGCUAGUUGCUGCUGCUGUAACUACGGUUUCCAUUCAAUGAUGGGCCAGUAAAGGAAGAAGAAGAAGCGUAAAGAAUUGCUGCA
Messenger RNA from Musa acuminata AAA Group (dessert banana), 2067 nucleotides. RefSeq names its product glycerol-3-phosphate acyltransferase 1-like. Gene Ontology annotation, biological process: cutin biosynthetic process. The transcript has 2 exons. NCBI's taxonomy places the organism in Eukaryota, Viridiplantae, Streptophyta, Magnoliopsida, Zingiberales, Musaceae. Gene Ontology annotation, cellular component: membrane. Gene Ontology annotation, molecular function: phosphatase activity; glycerol-3-phosphate 2-O-acyltransferase activity. The record is from RefSeq and is a predicted model, not a curated record. Bases 156 to 1811 code for a protein of 551 amino acids.